Messenger RNA from Clarias gariepinus (North African catfish), 4709 nucleotides. Its product is annotated as protein zer-1 homolog. The record is from RefSeq and is a predicted model, not a curated record. Bases 2145 to 4400 code for a protein of 751 amino acids. Gene Ontology annotation, cellular component: Cul2-RING ubiquitin ligase complex. The transcript has 16 exons. NCBI's taxonomy places the organism in Eukaryota, Metazoa, Chordata, Actinopteri, Siluriformes, Clariidae.
ACAACGGAAGUUAGUAUAUCCGAAAAUGAACCAUGAACACAACAAGGAAAUUACAAAGAAAAUAUCAAGAAUCAGUAUAAACUUUGACUGGAACUAGCACAUCAUUGUUAGUGUGGUAUUUGUAUUUUGAACUUUUUAGUGGUGCUUGCGAAGCACUACUAUUGUUAUCUCUCAGGCUUCUUCUUCUUUUUCUUCUUCUUCUUUUGUACAAAAGUUUGGCACGUAACUAGUCCCACACCGCUUGUCUCAGACCCAUGAAUGAGGUGUCAAAUCAUGCGCCUUAUUCAGGAAUGGGGUGCUAUUACUUUUCUAAGGGGUAGGUGGAUAAUUGCCCCCGCCCCAAAAAGUCCCAUAGACUUAACAUUGAGACCAACAUCAGCUAUGACAUCAUAAAUAUGACAUCAUAGCUAUGUCUAUGAUGCCACGGCAAGCACCACUCAUAUUUUCUUCAGGAAAUGUGACUCUCUAGUAUGUAUUUCUUGGUUAUGGGGUAUGAUAUUUCAAGAAGCGAUAGCCCCUUCUCCACCAGGGUGUUCAAAAGGUUGACGGUCGUAAAGUAUUGGUCAAAGAACAAGUGGGUUUCUCUGGGAAUAGAUUUAGUCAAAUGAAGAACAGCUUAUGCUCCGAUGCCCUGUCCUGCUGUGAUUGGGAAGGUGGUCUUGCCUUGGUACACAACAAAAUCUAAGACCACGCCAUUUGUUGUGGCCAAGACAAACACCUUCAGUCCAAUUGGGUAUGGUUUCCCCGGGAACAUACUGGCGAACUGGCGAAUCUUAAAAAAAGCAUAACGUUAUUAGAUUUAUCAGAAUAUAUAUAUUUUAUCAGAAAAUUAUAAUUAUAAGUUAAAGGAAAAACCUAUAGGUACUGUUAAUAUUGAUAUAUAUUUAGAAGACAAUGACAGGGUGUACAUUGUAGUCUUGGCCCAGAGAAGACGAUGACCAGAUGUGGAUGGUUGUUCUCUCGCUGUCUCUUGUCUCUGUCUCUGUUUGGCCUGUCUGAACAUCAUCUGUGCUUUCUGACUCCUCUGACUCUGCCUCAAACUCUGCACUUUCAUCUUCCUCAUUUGACAGCUUAUUAUCUGAGUUUUCACCAACAAUUUGCAGCAAAAUUCUUUCUGCCUCUGAAAGUGACUCCCUUCCUGCUUACGAUAAUCAAAAUUUUGGUAAUAAUCACAACUGUCCACUAAGGAGGACAUUUUUUAAAUGUUUACUUAUCAUGGAAAAACAUUCAUACAUUACAUUAGAAAAUUCAUUAAAGUGUUUUUUAGAGAUUCAUGUAAAAUAAAAGAACAAAAUUUCAAGAUAAAAUUUUUUCAAUAAAAAAGAUUAAGCACUACUUUUUUUUCUUUCCAUAAAAUGUCCUGGUGGUGAUAGAUGCCAUUUUCCUAAAGGAGGAAGAGGAAGUUCCCAAAGCCCCACCCCUAUAAAUCUGGUAUCAUUUAAAAGUCCUGAAUGUCCUCUUUAAAGCACAAGAGGAGUCAAUUAGGUAGCAUGCAGGAUAUGGGACAUAUUCAAGUUUACAAAUGUCCUCUAGAGAGGACAAAUUUUAACUGCCGGUAGUCAGGAGGAUAUACUCAAGAUUGAUUUUGAACAGGAAAGUGAAAAACAAGGUCGCCAAUAUUAUCCCAGCCACUAAAUAUUGCCUAAUGAACAUGAUUCAUGCAGUAAAAGUGCAAUAAAGGUUUGUUUUUCCAGUUUUAUUCAAAUCCCAGUAGAGAUGCACGCGCGUCUGUUGAAGCCAGCCGAAGCGCCGAGCGAAUCAGUCACGUGACCCUCAGGGAACCGACACACUUCUGAAGCGAGGCUUUAUUUCGAGCCGACUCUUCUGCUCGAUACAAGCUUCGGAGCUUCAGCGUCAUACGUCACAGCCCUAGGAGCGAUAGUUUGGGUGACGUCAUAGUAAGCGUCCGUGCUGGUGUGUCGUUAACCGAGGUAAUAAUCAGCCGAGCGGUUGGAUGUGAGUUCACCAGCCGCACUCGGGGAACCAGAACAUCAAAGUGUCCUUGUUUUUUAAACCCUCCGCAGUGCCAAACUUACGGGUCGUUUACAGGUUUUGAGUCUGUGACGCCUGAGAUCUGAGCGCACCGUCACUCUCUUUUCCGUCACUGUAAUUUUUGACCUCUGACCCCAAGACUGUUCGUCACCAUGGCAGCCCAAUUGCUGGACGACACAGAGAGCCUGAUGUCCCUGUGCACCGUGUUUUGUCUGAAGAACCUGAAGAGAACCAUUUGCUACACGAGCAAGAGGAACAAACUGCGCCUGCGUCCAGACAUCUUCUUACCCAGCGAGAUCUGCAACAAGCUCGUUAACGUGUACAUGGAGCUGGUGCACACAGACAGUGAGUUUGAGCCUCUGGAAGGUUUCUUUCAGCUCUUCAGCGACCCACACAGCACCCGCCUGAGCCGACUGCACCUCAAAGAGGGUGUCGUACGGGACUGUGACCUCGAGGCCUUCAGGAAACAGGAUCUGAUGGAGCUCCACCUGACGCGCUGUAAUCACCUGAGAGUCCGAAGCCUCAGCACUCUGCGCAACUUCCGCCACUCGCUCGUGUCCCUCAGCCUCUUCGGCUGCUCUAAAAUCUUCUACAGCAAAAAAACUGACUUCUUAUUCCAGGGUUUCGAUAGGCUGUGCAUGUUGAACUUUGGCAGUCUGCAUCUGCCCAAGAAAAUAGACCUUGAAGUUCUGCUGAAGCCUCUGGACAAUCUCAGAGCUUUGGACCUGUCCUCAAUGUCCCUGCCCCGUCCCGCCUUCCUGGCGCAGUGGAGGGAGCAGCUGACCUCGCUGGUGCUUUACAACGUGUAUCUGAACGAGGAGCUCAUCACCACCGUCCUGUGCAUGAGACGACUGAGACACUUAGACAUCUCAUGUGAAAUUCACCACCAUUCCGUGUUCCAGCUGACGAGGGAGAUCCUCACAAACAUCAUACAGAUUUUAGGGAACCUUGUCUCGCUGGACAUCUCGGGACAUAUCAUGCUGGACAACUGCAUCGUGCCGUCCAUCAAGGAGGCCGUAGGACCGCCCAGCAUCGAGCCGUGUAAGAGCAGUAUUUUCCCGUUCCAGGGGUUGAAGAGACCCCUGCAGUUUUUGGGUCUUUAUAACACUCCACUGUGUGACGUCACACACAUCCCAGCGUUUAAGGUGACAGGCUCUAAGAAUGAGGAGCAGGUGCUAAACGCUAUCGAAGCUUACACUGAACAUCGUCCUGAGCUAGCACACACAGCCAUCAGGCAACUGUACAACUUCGUCCUAAUACAGCAAUGCAACAACCUGGGCCGAGCACUGCAGUUAGUGACAGCAGCUCUAAAAUGUCAUAAGUAUAAUAAGAGAAUCCAGAAGACAGGAAGUGAAGCUCUUGGCUACAUGAUCAGUUCAGAGUCGUGGAGGUUUCUGAGUGUGAAGAUACGUAGGCAGGCCAUCGAGGUCAUAGUCAAUGGCUUGGAGCGGUACCAGGAAUUCAUAGUUACACGUACUAGUUGUCAGACUCUUUGCAAAUUCAAAAUUCCUGGUGAGUUGGAUUUUCAGUAUCACCGCAUCAGCCUGCUGUUAGAGAAGAUCAUGGAGUCGCUGAUAAAUAGCGAAAUGCUGAGCUUGAUCUGGUACACAUACAAAGCCAUUUUCUUGAAGGAAACAAACAAUGACCACGAAGAGGCAGUCAGCAUAAUGGGCUUCAUUAAGGCCAUGUUGAAUUUAAUACAGAAGAAGUUGCAUGACACACUAAAUUAUGGGGUGAUAUUGUACUCAUGGAUGGAGUUGUCAGAAAUCACAGCUGGAAAGCCAAAUUUCUGCCAGAUGUUCCUCAAAUGCAGCGGCAUGAAAGUGUUCCUGGAUUGCUUAAAGGCAUUUCCAAGUAGUGAGCUACUGCACUGUAACAUGCUGGGGCUGCUGUGGAACGUGGCUGAGGUGAAGGAACUUAGACCUCAGCUUCUCACCAAGCAGGUCAUCACCGCCGUCAGUAACCUGUUGUGCAAGAAGACAAACGGGAUAAAGGUGUCGUACAACGCCUGUGAAUUUCUGUCCCACAUCAUGCUAGACGGGCCUGAAGUGUGGACUGUGGAGAACCCUAACAGAGACAUGGUCAUAGAAAAAAUGGUGGGCGCCAUCCAGAGCUGGGAUGUCACCUCGUACCAAAUCAUCGAAUACAGGUCGUUCGAGUCUAUUCUGCCUCUCCUCUCUCAGAGUAUAUCACCUGUCAGUCAGCACUGGGCCAUGUGGACUCUUUAUAGGCUGGUGUUUAUAGACCCAAAAAUAUACAGUGAAUUAUUAGUAAAAGAAGGAGGCAUUGCGUUGUUACAGAGAGUUCUCCAGCUGGAGUCUUCUCAUCAGGACACAAAGACAAUGGCACGCAAGGUGAUGGAGAAGUGUGGGAUCUUUAAAGAGGAUCCGAUGGACACCAGCAAUUAAGCGGGGAAGAGCAUCUGGUCCACCUUCAGACUCUCAGUGGGACGCCGCAGCUACAGGAGGCUAAACAGCCAAGAUUACUGUACACAUUUACACAACAAGCUUCAUUUAAUUAAUAAACAAUAAACCUGUACCCUAAGUGGAAGUUCUUUAACAGCAGAGGGACUAAAAGCAUCAUCUCAGUUUGAUCCUUAUAUUGUUUUUUUUCCCCCCAAAGAUAUAAGGUCCUAAUCACAGGUCUGAUAGACCUCACACUCCUCCUCUUCCUUUCAACUGUCUAUGAUUACAGUAAUUUAUUCAGUUAUGUGGCUA